Messenger RNA from Phalaenopsis equestris, 1040 nucleotides. RefSeq names its product ACT domain-containing protein ACR12-like. The record is from RefSeq and is a predicted model, not a curated record. Gene Ontology annotation, cellular component: chloroplast thylakoid membrane; chloroplast stroma. NCBI's taxonomy places the organism in Eukaryota, Viridiplantae, Streptophyta, Magnoliopsida, Asparagales, Orchidaceae. The transcript has 10 exons. The coding region runs from base 117 to 1013 and encodes 298 amino acids.
AAAAAUCAAUAGAAAAACGUAAAAGGCUGAAAUCGAAACCGCCCGACCUAAUAUUCUCCGAACUAUAUAUGCCUUCAAUUUACUUUCACCAUCUCAGAUGACUGGAAAUCUCAACAAUGGCUCUUGCCAGCACCUUCGUGUCUACCUCGCUCUCCUUAUCCCACCCCAUUCUCACCCCGCGCCAAUCUAGGCUUUCCCGCUUCGUUCUUCCAGGCACUCACCUUUCCCCUCAGUUGGAGAUCCUGAAGGUUUCGCCGUUCUCUCAUGGAUUCGGUGCCUCACCCUUUGGAUUUUCUGGAAUGAUCCGGGGGAGCAGUUUUCAAAUCCCCGUCAAUUCUGCUGAUGUUUUGGGAUCCCUUUCCUUGACAUCUGAAAAUGAUGCUGAUACUAUUCCGGUGCCGAUAGUAAUGAUAGACCAGGAUUCAGAUCCAAAUGCAACAAUUGUACAACUUAGUUUUGGGGAUCGCCUUGGGGCACUGAUUGACACGAUGAAGGCAAUUAAAGAUCUGGGUCUGGAUGUGAGUAAAGGAACAGUAACAGCUGGAGCUUCCGAUCAAACGAAGUUUUUCAUUACAAAAAUGGGACGCAAAGUUGAUGAUCCAGCCAUGUUGGAAAGAAUUCGACUGACGAUAAUUAUCAACCUGCUGAAAUAUCAUCCAGAAUCUAGUGAAAAAUUAGCUCUGGGUGCGGCUUUUGGCAUAAAAGCUCCUAAAAAGAAGCCUGACGUGGAUAUGACAACAAAUAUUCACAUUCAAGAUGAUGGACCCAAACGAAGCUUGCUGUAUGUAAAGACUCCUGAUCGACCUGGACUGUUGAUGGAAAUCAUUAAAAUGAUGGCAGACAUAAAUUUGAGUGUAGAAUCUGCAGAGAUUGAAACAGAGGGACUCAUUGUUAAGGAUACGUUUCAUGUCAGCUACAGAGGCGCUGCUUUGAAAGACUCCUUAAGUCAGAUUCUGGUGAAUUCCCUGCGGUAUCAUCUUCUGAGGCCAGAAAUAGAAGAAGAAAGCUACUAAGCUUUCUAAUUGCUGCACUGCUUCCGG